This is a messenger RNA of Cololabis saira (Pacific saury), 1962 nucleotides long. Its product is annotated as serine-rich adhesin for platelets-like. The transcript has 5 exons. Bases 82 to 1272 code for a protein of 396 amino acids. Lineage: Eukaryota; Metazoa; Chordata; Actinopteri; Beloniformes; Belonidae. The record is from RefSeq and is a predicted model, not a curated record.
GCAUGACACAUCUCAUUCAGAUUGUUCUAAGCUGUUCAGGCUCACACUUCAUUCACUUCAGCCUCUGCCUCCUUUACCAGCAUGAUGAAGAUGAGAAAUCUUCUUUUGGGCUUUAUUCUUGGACUUCUUACUGCUGUCCAUUCAACACCUGUUAACACUGAGACAAGCCUCCCUCCCAAAGCAGAGGAUGACGUUUUGGAAGAGGCCAUGACAGACGGCUUCCUCGUCGAACAGUCUUUUGUUCCUUUAGUCACAACUGAGUCAUCUCAAAAAAACACAACCAUUCAAGCAUCUGUGCAGCCGUCCUUGGAUUCCAUGACUGAGGGCAGCGCGGAGGUCCCGUCUUCCACGUUCUCUGAACUUGGAGUUGGACACUCCUACACCACAGGUGUUUCACACACUCAGAGCCCUGCCUUCACUAGGGACUACAUGGCAGAUGGGAGCUUUCCUUCACUUACGACUGCAUCAGCAAUCACUGAGGCAUCUCUGCAGACGUCCUCUGAUCUCACGAUUGAGGGCAGUGGUGAGAUCGUAUUCCCGGAUGACAUUGGAAACCCCACCACGACUAGUCUUGGUGUUUCACACACUGAGAGCCCUGUGUUCAUGGUGAACCCUGAAUCAGUUUCAUCCACCAUCCAAACCUUCCAGGCCGGGCUCACCUCUUUAGCAGCGCCAAAAGAGGCUCGCUCAAAGAUCUUUUCGCUCAAAGAUCUUUUCAAUCUCCCCGAUGAAGUCUCUGCCUCCAUCAGCGACUUCCUAAACAGUUUCGAUUUGUCGUCUGGUUCGGGAUCUGGAGAUUUUGAGACAAGUUCUCCAGUGAUUGUUGAAACGACUGAAAGCACUGAAAGCACUGAAAGCACUGAAAGCACCACCGUCACCACAAGUUUGAGCUUCGCAGAGGCAGACACCUCAGAAAAGAUGACAAAAGAAGUUCAGGCCCAUAAAGACUCACAAGCCAUUGUAGGGGCGCAACCUGAAACCAAAACAGAAAUGCACAAAGGACACAAUACACCUGACUGGAUCAUCAUCCUCGGAUUCCUUGUUGGUCUUGCUGCACUUAUAAUGCUCUGCGCUGCCAUUGCUACCAAAGACAAGUGGAACGCACCAAAGCAGCCAUCUGAGAACAGUGCCAAAACAAACUCCUCCAACCAGAAGAUGGAGCUAGAGAUGCAGACCUUCUUGCAAAAGGAUGAGCCCAAGGAGGAAGGAAAGGACUCUGAGUACACCGUUAUUCCCCUGGAUGAGCUUCCAGAGAAUUACUCAACAGAUUGAGGUUUGGAGAUGAACCUUGUGGAGAGUUGACUCAUCAUCACACAUCCCAAAGACUGUUCUUGAAACAGAUUUUAUUGGAGGGCCACUACUGUAAGGACUAUUGAGCAGAAGGUUCUUUUUCUUUUCAUUUCAGGCCGAGAGCCUUAUCAGACAGAUAUGUGUGGCCUGCGUUUUGCCUGCUGGCUUUCAAAAACUGUUACCAAACUUUUAAGUUAAAAUAUUGUUUUGAUUAAUUUAUUUUCCAAAUCAGCCUUUUUAAAACACAUGUAAAACUGUCAUAGUACAAAUGUAGUUUUUAUUUCAAUUCAAAUGCAGCUGAAAAAUCUUCUGUUCUGUUUUUUUUUUUUUUUUGCUGGAUAUUUUUCUCUUAAUCAGCCAUUUCUACGUCUUUCUUUCUAACUUACAGGCUAAAAUACUGGUUUUGAUGCAUCUUUUGAAGUGUAUUUGUAUUAUAGUUUUAUGAUCUCUUUGAAAUAACCUUAUUCAAGACUGUUUUGUAAAUGUUUAACUUAUAUUAAGCUGCCUAUGAAAGUCUAGAGCACUGACCAUUGCUUAGCCUACAAACGCGACCGCUCCUUUGAACUCCCAGCAGCGCUUGCAAUGCUGUAAAAUGCACUGAUUGAAUGUUCAUAUGCUUCACUGCAUCCCUUGAAUGACAAGAAAUAAACACAAUGACAACUCAUCAAUAAA